AUGAUUGCCCUCAGACAGACAAAACUGAGCCGGAGCGCGCUAUUUGUUGGAAGACAGGCGGCACUGGUGACACAGAAGUGCUACAACUCAAACUCGGCUUUCAAGGUCACCCCAGGUCCGCCAAAACUCGACAAGGACGACCAGGAAGAGUUUGAAAAACUAAUUCACAGAGCCAACACGCAAACCAUCAUCGACGAGUAUAAUGAGAAAAUGGGCUUCAAAGUCGAUUCAGCACCCAAGGUCGACGUCGGAACAUUCUCGCCAGACAAGUUCAAGAUCAUCCCCGAGUUCGAGGGCAACGUGAACCCGAAGACGGGCGAGGUUAACGGUCCAAAACAGGACCCGCUUAAGCACGGCUCCGAUUGGAGUUUCAAUGGCAGGGUGACGGACUUCUAG
Ogataea parapolymorpha DL-1 is the source of this 396-nucleotide messenger RNA. Its product is annotated as putative mitochondrial protein. The record is from RefSeq and is a predicted model, not a curated record. The transcript has a single exon. Gene Ontology annotation, cellular component: mitochondrion. The coding region runs from base 1 to 396 and encodes 131 amino acids. Gene Ontology annotation, biological process: mitochondrial respiratory chain complex II assembly. NCBI's taxonomy places the organism in Eukaryota, Fungi, Ascomycota, Pichiomycetes, Pichiales, Pichiaceae.